Messenger RNA from Neocloeon triangulifer, 4349 nucleotides. Its product is annotated as ionotropic receptor 25a-like. Gene Ontology annotation, biological process: monoatomic ion transport; modulation of chemical synaptic transmission; synaptic transmission, glutamatergic. Gene Ontology annotation, cellular component: postsynaptic membrane; plasma membrane. Bases 1523 to 4204 code for a protein of 893 amino acids. The record is from RefSeq and is a predicted model, not a curated record. Gene Ontology annotation, molecular function: transmitter-gated monoatomic ion channel activity involved in regulation of postsynaptic membrane potential; glutamate-gated receptor activity. The transcript has 16 exons. NCBI's taxonomy places the organism in Eukaryota, Metazoa, Arthropoda, Insecta, Ephemeroptera, Baetidae.
CCCGCCCUCCUACGGCUCCGACGAGAACUUGCUCGUAUUGUUGAGUUUUGCGCAAACAACAGUAGGUUUAUCUAACUUAUUUGAUACAUAUUUAUGCAAUUAAAUCGGCUGCCGAAAUCGUGUGGGGCUGUAGGAUCGAGAUAGAAUAUUGGUAAGCAUCAGUUUCGCCCUCCUUUUAGUUUCAUCGGUUUCAUUCAUCCAAAGAUCCUUAGUUUAAUCAGUGACGCCCACAGCGCCGCCAUCGGUAGGGGACCAACCAAGGAUGUUUUUUACGGUUUUUUAUGUAUAGCCCGUUGUUGAGCCCGUUUCUCCAACCGGCGGUCAAAAUAGGGGGAAAUUCUUGAAUUUUCAAAUUGCCCUACAAUCGCCGAAACUUUGCCUAUCUCCCUCAAAAUCGACCCCCGCGAAAACGGAAGUUUUAGCAAACCACCGGUUCCUUCUGACAAAAAUAAAACGUUUUAAAAUUUCAAAAUUAAAAAAAUCGAAUACAAACCAUACCCCAUGCCCCUGCAUGAAAUGAAACCAGUUGAACGACGCGCACGCCGGGUGCAAUAAAACCAAUAAUGCACCAUCAAUGAACGCACACGCCGCCGCCACCAACGCGCGCGCCCAGGUAUAUAACCUCCGAACGCGAAAAUAAAACAUGCAAGCCAGGUAGAAAUUUCACCCUCCUCCCCCUGAAUAAUAAAGCAAACCAUUCCAUUUUUAAAUCCCCAAAUCAGUUUCGUUUCGUCUUCCGACGAGAAAAGAGGUAAGCACUUUUUCACACAUUUCACAAUUAUGUCAGUUUUGUUGAAUUUGCUUGGAAAUUUUAUUCUCAAAAUCAAGCUUCGCGCAUCCCACGUUUGAAUCGGUGGAGGGGGAAAUAGCACCCAAUCAGAGGCGAGCGCUUAUACAUUGCGUGAAUGGAACUUAUAGCGGCGGCCUUUCGAAGUGGCGGGAAGGGGUGCGCGAUCUUUGCUCAAAAUUAAAUUAAUUCCAAUUUUCUGUAUUUUAAAAUUAAGAACAAAAAUAUUGUAAUUUAAUUUUAAAAAUAUUUUGAAUAUAAUUUGCAUGUUAAUUUUUCAAAAUGUAAUUAAAAUUGGUUGAAUUUCAUUUCAACAGCUACUCGUGAAUUAGGGUUGCAACCGAAACUAGUAGAGCAGGGAUAAACUGUACCAUGCAGAAACAAUUAAGUUGCUCAUCUCCACCGACGAGGACCGAGGAAGCCGGAUUUUAUUUCAACAAAUAUGACCACCGCGGGUGCCAAAAGGUUCCACAACAACAACUUCAAGAACCUAAUAUACAGAAAGUGUUUCAGAGUUUCGAUUUUUACAGUAAUUAUACGCAGAGCAGCCGAUCAUAUCUUCAACGCGUUUCAAUGGAGAACAUUUGUGCCCACGCAACAAGUUUUGGCCGAUCCAUAUUCUUUAUUUGUGUGUCAUUUCGUGCGGCUUAUUACAUUUCAGUUUCAUUUCCACUUUCACCCCCUUUGUGUAAGCGGAAAAUUUUGUAAUGUGAAACAAACAAGAGACAAGAAAAAAUGCGAGUUUUCAAUCUUGUGAUUUUCUUUGGAGUUCUUCUUGCCGUUGAAGGAUAUGAUUUGGGAGCGCCAGUCACGUACUUAAUGCUCAUUGACAAAACGCAGCAAGUGAUUCCGCAAGAUUUUGAAAGCAAACUGCGAGAUUUGCAAUUUUUUAACACAGACAAGCACGAUUUAAUUUUGAGGUCAAUUAUAUACGAUGCCAGAGUCCCGGAGGGAUCUUUUCGCAAAGCCUGCCAAACCCUGAUUACUCCAUUCAACGCAAUUUUUGAUUUUACUCUCGGUGGCUGGCCGAAAAUAAAAGAAUUGACAUCUUAUACUGGCACACCUUACCUUCAGGUGGAGCUCACAAACGGCCCUUUCUUUUUGACUGUUAUUGAAUACGUCCAGUCACUCAAAACUCAAAAGGCAGCUUUUAUUUUCCAGACGGAAAUUGAUAUGAUAUCAGCAGAGUAUGCUCUGGGUGACGAGUAUAAUUUAGAGGUGCUUUAUUUUGUUGGUUUGAAUGAAGACAGCAAAAGCUUCAUGAAGAGCAGUUUGGACUCAGACAAUGUCAUUGUAAUUUUCCACGAUUCUAACAAAGUGACAGAAAUUUAUAACCAGGUGAUUGAAUUAAAAUCAGUUGCGCCUGAGAACGUCAUCGUGUGCUUGCUGGACUUUGAAAUGAGUGAUGCCAAAACGGACUUGGCAACCCUGGGGCUGAACCUUCCAGACGGGGCUGUUACCCUGAUCAAACCGUCCAUGGCGCAAAUGUGCUGCCCGUUAAUGAGCGAGCGGUCAAAUUUUAACUGCGACUGUUCCUCUAAAACCAAAAUCAUGCCGCUGGUUUUGUCGCGAGUAGCCGACCUGUUUUUAGACAUGGUGCGAAAAGAUUUGUCGGUCAUUCGACGGAAAAGACGUUCGUUGGACUACUGUCAAUUAACGAUGGAUCAAAAUUUGGAGGAGGAAGCCGUCAUUCUCCACACCAAAUUCCACAAUUUGAUUCUAGACAUUCUUCCAAAGCAUCAAGCUCUGGAAUAUGAUUGGGACAAAAAAAUUCUGGGCUACCAAACUGUUUUGGAAGUGGUGAUGGUCAAGAAAGUUCCCCUUAAUGAGACCAAUAACAGCCGACGAUCAAAACGACAGGCUAAUAAAAACAAUUACGGACUGCAGACCCAUUUGAAUCAAGUAGUGGCGCCUCCUGGCCCAAGUGCCGAGACGCCCAAAAAAAUUUACGUUGUAGCCUAUGCGGACGAUGAACCUUGGUCAUACAGAGACGGAAAUGUUUGGUUAGGGUACUGUGUAGAUCUAAUGCAAAAAAUGGCAGAUAUGAUGAAGAUCAGCUUCAACGUGAUCCGCAUAAAUGAGUAUGGUUCGAAGCAAUCGGACGGGAGCUUCAACGGAGUCAUUGGACAAGUUAUUAAAGGAGACGUUGACAUCGUGGCCGCUCCAUUUGUGGUCACAAGUGAACUGGACGACGUGGUUAAUUUUGUCGAGCCGUAUUUUGAGCGAAUAGGCCUCUCAAUAGCAACCAUGAUUCCACAGAUUUCCAAAUCGCUGUUCAAAUUCGCGACCGUAUUAUCACCAGCAGUUUGGAUCAGUACGUUUGGUGUUUUGGGCGCAAUGAGCGUGGUGAUCUACUUGUUUGAAGUAUUUUCACCCUUCAGCUAUAGGAACGACCCCGCACGAUAUCCGUUCCCCUGCAGAGUUUUUAAUUUUUACGAGAGCGUGUGGUUUGCAUCCACGUCUUUCACACCCCAAGGUGGUGGCGAAUGUCCUAGGCCUUUGAGCGUCAGAGUGGUGAUUUUUGGCUAUUGGAUUUUUGUUGUGCUGAUGCUGGCCACGUUCACCUCAAACUUGGCCGCCUUUCUGACGGUCGAAAGGGCCCAAAACACACUAGAUUCUCUUGAGUCAAUGGCCAGACAAACACGCGUGGCUUACGCAGUGCAGAAAGGCGGACGAGCGUACAGAUACUUUGAUAAUAUGAGAAAUGCCGAGGAUCUUUUAUACAAGCAGUGGGUGGAUAAAGUUGAGGCGGCGACAGGUACCGAUGUGAAUACUUAUCGAACGUGGAACUACCCUAUACGGGAAAUGUACAAAAUCGUUUGGGAGCAGUUGAACCGAAACGGAGCUGCCGGAUUACUUGAUACGCCUGCUGAGGGAAUCAGGAGAGUUUUGGCAAAGCCCGACGGCUCAUUUGCUUUCAUUCAUGACUCGCCGUGGAUCAAAUAUGAAGUUUUGCAAGAUUGCAGACUAACAGAAAUAGGAGACAUUUUCGGGGAGCAACCAGUGGCUUUUGCAACGCAAUCAGGCGCUGACGACUUAGCAAAAUCCUUGACUGAAAAACUUCUUAUACUUCAACGAGAUCGCUAUCUUGAAGAACUUUUGGCCAAGCAUUGGAAUCAAAGCUUGAGAGCAAAUUGCGAUGGUGACACUAAAACUGAAGGCAUUUCUUUGGAGAGCAUUGGCGGAAUUUUUAUUUUCACUUUCGGCGGACUAGGAAUGGCGUUCUUUAUAGUUCUACUAGAGGUGCUUUAUCAGCAGCGAGUGAUGGCCAGAGCUAAGAAGACAACUAGAGCCAUGUUUCCACCACCCAAUAAGAUAAAACGGAAGAAAAAAUCUUCCAUCGAUUUGCUUGCUAACAAGAACGGCAGUAAUGAAAAUUUGCAAACCGACAAAAAGGUUAAAAAUAAAUCCAAAUAAUUUUUUCGCUCUUUAAAACUGGAAUAUUGUGAAGGUAAAUUUCAGUUGUAAUAGUGAUAAACUAAAUAAUUUAUUCAACAAAAACAAAAGUUAUAAAUUAUAUUCGCACUCUUGUAGAUAGUAUACAGACAAUAAAAAGGUGUGA